AUGAAUCCAAUGGAAUACACCCCUGGUUUAAUUCCCAUUGAGUGGGAGGCGUGGAUCCGAGGGAAACGAGAACGUCCCCCGACACAUGAAGAACUCAUAGCCGAACAGAGGAGAGUUAAAACGCUCCAAGAAAGAGCAAAGCAAGUGGAAGAGAAGGAUAAAGAACGGCAAGCUUUGGAGCAGGAAACAUCACAGGCAGCAGCUCAAAUUGGCCACGCCUCAGCUCCCUUGUACGAGAGUCUGGAUAAUAGAACACAACCUAUAAGCACUGGGACGACUUUUCAACCCGGGGAGUGGAUUCCUGAGUCUGAUCCAAAUGAAUCUUCUAGUGGAAAGGAGGGUGGAGAAACGUUUGAGCCGCAGUCUUGGGUACCUCCUGGUGAUAAAUCUCCUGUGAAGUGAGUGGUGAUUCAGAAACGGCAAUAAGUCAUUCGUUAGCUUCCCCUAGUGAGUGGUAACCUCUGAGGAUCCUCUGACAUUUUUCUCUAAUGUUAAACCAACCUUCAUAAAUCCACUUGGGUAUGGAGUUGAGGAACUCCUAUCAUGGCUAAAAAUCAGGACUCUAGUAUUUGUUUUACCUAGGACUUUCUGUCAUCAAGUUCUCUUUCCUUUGCAAUAUAACUUGUGCUAUUGAAAUCAUACUUUUACUUUAUACUUUCUAUGUCUGUUCUUGUGCAGCUUAACAUCUUGUAAACAAGAAACAAACAAACUCUCCAAUUAUUUGCGGUACAAGAAUUCUUGUGGAAAUUUAUUCUUAGAAGAUCCCAUGUUAAUCCUUUAACUCCCAGAAGUUAUUAACAAGUAACUUCUCCCCACAGUAUCCAUGCACUAUUCAGCAAACAAGUAAUGAGAAUACUCAAGUGUAUCAGGUGGAAAUUGUUAUCCUGAUCUAACACCAAAUUCUCAUAACUUGUUUACAUGGAAAUAUGUAGCAGCUAUAGGGGAGAAUUGACAAUCAGAUCAUGGGAGUUAAAGGGUUAAAGACAAUCAGUUUCUAACCUUCUACUACAAGGUGUGGUCACUCUCUCUCUCUCUCUCUUAUUCCAUAUCCUGGAGUAAGAAAGGGACUGUUUUUCUUGCCUAAAAUGGGCAGAUUUGAAUGAGAACUUGAAGACAAGGUUGGAUUUGAUUUCUUCAAGACAUUGGUGACAUUUGUCUUAUAAAAAUAAAAUAAUAUAACUAUUAAUUUCUUUAAUUGCACAAUAAUUUUUUGUUUAUUUUAUUGUUGGAAGUAAAUUAUGUAAACAGCCUUUUAAAACAGAUAUGGGAUGGUUCAAAAUCCUCUCUGUUAAGAGGCUUUCUAAUUGGCCAUUCACAGAGUACAGCUUAAAGGUUGCACUUGAUCAGUAGUUGGUAACCAGAGUCAAAUCUAGCCAGUAGUAGGAUAAAGGAUGUGAAUUCUUGACCAACAGACAACAAUCCCUCUGCCUGAGAGACACCUGUAGUCAACAUGUAUCUGAUGGAUCUGAAAAAAUGCCUUCGAGUUCCUUUGGAUUUCCCUGAAAUACUUCCCCAGUCCUCUUUUGUCUUAUGAAUCCAUUGAGGAAUUAUCAGUGUUCUCUAGGGAUUUUUUUAUUCCUGAGCCAUGCCAAAAUUAGAAAAAAAAUUAAGAAAAGUAGAGAAUGAUGUUUUUUAGUGAAUAAAAUAAGACUGAGACUCUAAUUCUGAUCCUUUCACCUGCAAGGGCAUAUUUUUUUGAGGUUUGGUGUUUAAAAAGUACCUUUUUGAUAAAUCAUGCCUAGUAUGCAGAGCAACUGAGUGUGAAAUCCGAAGGUCUGAGGCUUGAUUCCUUGUGAGUAUUCAGAAUUUUUUCUUUGUCCCAUGCCUGUGAAAAGACAAAAAAACUUCUUUCUCUUUUUUUUUACUGAGCUAAAAAAUUACCAUCUCUCUUAUUAUUUAUUAUUUACAAAACAUGACGCUAUCGACAUUGCUGAUUCCAGCAGUAUGCAGGAUGCAUGUCCUAUAUGAACUUCGCAAUGGGCCUUGGUCACCAUAGAGUCUUUGUGGCUCAGCCGCAGAGCAUUGCAGCACAGAAUCUGAAGUUCCUCAUGGGACUCAGUUUUCUGUUUGUCCAGUCCCAUGCUCAUGACAAGACCAAAAAAACAUUUGUGAAAGCAAUCCUCACAAUUAUGAAUGCUACCUAGCUACUGGUAAAAAUAAGACCUGAAAAAAAUUCAGGCUGGUACACGAUUUGAAGCCAUGACCUCCACAGUAAAGGUGCAGCACUCUAACAACUGAGCCAACAAGCCAACUGGGAGCUGGUCGUUAUGAUGGUUCUUUCAUGUUUGUUUCUUCAACUGGAGUUCACGUAAAGUUAUUUUUUUUGAGGGGGCCUAGCCUCAGUAAAGAGGAAAAUUUAUAUGUAGUAUAAAUUACUGAGUAUUUAUGCUUCAUUUUAUUGUGGGUUUUACACCUGUAUGCUGUGCUGAAAUCAUCAGUAAAUAGUAUUACUAGUUGUUAACAACUUCCUACAUGAAUAUUAAGUUCUUUCUUCUACAGUGUGCCAGCAGUAUGGAUCUUGCUUUCCCCUUGCCAUUAGAUCAUCUAUUCAAUUUCAGUUAGCCUUUCAAAUUUAUAAUAAACAACAAGUAUAUUAGCCAUGAAAAGUGGUUCCUGCUCACCAAACAAUGGUAAAACAGCUUGGACUGUUUGGUAUCAUGUAUAAUGCUUGAUGAUGAUUAAUUUAUUGAUGAUAGUAAUAUCAUUUGUCUUUUACGUACAUGUUAUUUUGGUUGAUACUGCAAGCACAUUAAUAACUCUGUUGCCGUUAGUAAGUCACCAUAGGAAUUGUACUCAUGACUAAGAAAAGAACUCUUUUCAAUAUAUUUUUCCAACAAUAAAGUUCACGAGGAGGCGAAUAAGAAUCGUGAAUUAAGGACAAGUGUUUGGAAGAUAAAGAAUUGAAUUAAUUACUUUACCUCGUUGACGAGUAGUCUCUCUGUCCGAGUUUCACAAAAGACAAGUCCAGUCCCGUAUUUCUAAAAGUUGACGUUAGCAACGCUUAGCAACGAAAUUUCCGUUCUUCAAAAUGGCGGUCCACCGCGGGUACAACAUGACUGAAAUGAAAUAUAAGCCAAGUGAUACAGUCAUAAGGAGGAGGCGUAGACAAUCUUUAAAAAUCCAAAAGAACAUAGAUGAUGACGUGCUUAUGGCUUCAGCGAUCGGUGAUGUAACAUGGCUUCAACAAAGCCUCUAUGAUACGCGUAAAGCAUAUUCUGUUUCCAUCGAACACGUAAGUGACAUUCUCGAAUUCUUCAAUCUCUUUAAAUAACUUGUAAACCAGUGUUCGAUUGUUUAGUUCUAUUCACGCCAGAUAAUUAGAGUGUGAACAGUUAGCAGCGAAAGAGGCGCAGGUCAAAUGCUGUAAUACUUUGACAGAAAGUUGCGGUAAUUAUUACGAAGCAAACGUGACAGACGUGCGAAUUGUUUCGCUGUCUCGUGUAACGGGACGAAGCGUGUUUUCAUUUACUUUUUGCGAGCAUUUCAAUAGAAGUCCGACUUCUGUUCCACAGCCGCAUCAUUUCUGUACUUGUGAAUUACUUUAGAAAUAUUAAGGUGGGUUUACCACAAGGAGCAGCCAUUUUUUUUGUUUGACGUUCACGUCCUCAAAAUUAACAGUUUAGAUAGUAUUCCCUCCUUUGAGUAUUAGAAAUCGGAUUUACUUUAAAUGUAGCUUUCUUCAUCAGUUUAAUCAGGUAGUACUCCUAAAUUGAUUGGGAAAGCUGAAAUAAAACCAAAUGAAAUUUUGAUGGGGACUCAGAACAACCUUAGUUGAAUUUUAUACUUUCAUCCAGGGAGAUUAGAAAUCCAAUUGUACCCCUUUCACGCCAUGAGACCUCGAUGAAAACUCUAACAUUUACCGAUGUACAUGUAUUUCUUUUAGCAUCAAAGCAAAUUUGUCGCAAAUGGAUCCACAAAUUACGAUAAGCCUAAGCCACUGGAAGCUCAUUCAACAUUAUUGAGUAUUGAGCUUGCUCUGGUGAACAUGAAGGCAGCUAUGUCACAUAAAAGCCCUGCUAAAAUAAUAUUGUUGUGAAAACACCGUUGCAGAGAAAAAUGCCUUUUUUAGCUUAACAGUGCAAGAAACAGAUUUUGUGGAAAUAAAUUUUGCUGCUGGAAAACAGGAAAAAAUGUUGUUGUCUUGGAUCAAAACAUUUAAUUCUCCCACCUGAAGACAAAUUUUGCUUCCAAACCAGUUGCUUCUCAGUAACUAAUCUGGAAAGCAAAAUAUUUUGUUUUCAUCCCUAUAAUUGAGCUAUCCUGAUAACAUUCAAGCUUACAGUGUUUCCUUUUAAUAAUCAUUGUUUCCUGUUUCCAAUGUUUUAUUUCAUAACCAAGGGAAAAGUGUGUGUCACAUGUCAAUUAUAAACCUCAUAAUGGCCUACUGUAGUUCACCAUAGAGUCUCUUUGGUUACUUGAAAUCCAGAGAUCUAAUGUUGAUUCCUCACAAGGAUUCUUCAUGCUUGUGACAAGAGGAAAAAGUACAUCCCCCUUUAAUGCCUCCUGGUUUAGCCACUAGCCUUAAAACUUCCUCAAAACUGAUGGCUUCUUACAUGUACAUGGAUGUAUUUUGAUUAAUGAAUACAUGAAUGCCUGGAACCCCCAGAGAUUCCAACCCCAUGUGAUGGAAAAUAGGGAGUAAUUAUUAGUGCCAAAGGCGCGAGCUUCUAGGGGGGUCAGGGGGCAUGCCCGCGGGAAAUUUUGCAAAUUUAGGUUCUCUCAAGUGCCAUUUCCUGAAUUUUGACAUCAUUCCGGCCUGAGUUAUAACAUACCAUAAUGCUCUUCGCGAAGAAAGUAAGUAUAAUAUGAGUGUUUCACAGUGACAGAUCGCCAAAAAUUCUAAAGAUUAGCAAUUUUCCCAUAGUUUUCAGAAUUUUAUGAUAAAUCGGGAGAAUUUGGUAAAAAUCGGGAGAGCAGGAGGCAAGACAUCAAAUCGGGAGACUCCCGAUCAAAUCGGGAGGGUUGGAAUCUCUGAACCCCCAGUGCUUGAAACCAGCAAACUCUAACAAAGUAAAAUAAUUUAACUCUAACAAAGUGAAAAUAUAUUAAUGUUACCUUAAUUUCUUUCAGGGUCUUGCUCCUAUUCACCUUGCCGCACAGAAUGGACAGCUUGAAUGCCUUAAAGUAAUGAUAGAAAGAUAUAAAGUAGAUGUUAAUUUUCAAAGUGCAUCCGGAUGGACACCCCUUCAUUUAGCAAUUAACAAGUCUACCAAGAAAAGAGGAUUGAGAUGUGUACAAUAUCUUUUAGGGAAAGGUGCAGAUCCAUCAAGGUUAGUGUAGGAUGAGUGUUUUUUAAUUGUAAUCGAACUGAAUGGAGUGCAGUUUGGUCUGAAAUCAUAUGCGAUUUCAAAAUCAAGAGAGUACACAGGGAAAGUUUAAUUCCAAAUAUGAUUUCAGACCAAAACUACAUGACACAAAGUUCAGUUACUGGGCACCUCUUUAUUACAUCUAUUUUGAAAUCACAAAUUCAGUGGCUCAAUGAGUUUUUUUUUUUUUGUCUGAUCAAAUAUUUCAUUGAUCCAUUAUAUUGAGCUUGUUUGAAAAAAGUUGCAAAAGUUGUGUCUCAUUUUCCCGCAAUUUGAUUGAUUUCUGUAAACUGAAGCCUUGAAAUUUGACUGAUUGUUGUGUUUUAGCAAAGCUGUCUCAUUGGCCUGGGAAAAAGAUGUGAUUUAGAGCAUAAAUUGGUUCAAUUUGAGUCUAAAUUGCACAGGUGAGAGGCUAUCAGAUUGCAGGGAUCAAAAGUGAUUUCAAAAUGGAUGUAAUUAAGUGUUAAACCAGGAAUUUCAAUGAAUCAGCUUACCUGCAAUCUACUGCUGCCUAUGAGACUUUUUUCACCAUCUGUUUAACCUGAAAGCAGACUCUUGUGUUUGGGUAUCACCUUACAGCCCCUUCUUGGGCACAGCUGCUUAUUGCACCAUCAGCAGCGGCUUAUGGAAAAAGUUAUUGACAUCCCUGGUUAAUUCAACCAAGGUAUGGGCUGAUGGUAUAUGUGUAGAUGAGUAACCCAUAUAAAUAGGAAGCAAGAUUGGAAUAUAGUACAGAAGAAUGAAAAUACUAGUUACAGAUUGUAGUGAAGUGGGAGAAAUUUAAGAAAAUCUUACACAGUGGAUGAACUGUCAAAUUUGGGAAACUGCCAUUUGUCACUUAAACACUCUUUUGCUCAUCUGGCCUGGUACAGGCUAAUGGAUGUUGGCAGAUCCAACCUCCAACCCAGUCCCCCUCCCUUUUCCUUCCUUUCCUCAAUUUGGAAAUGAGGAGAUGGUUAAAUGUUUUCUGCAAACUUACCUUGUAAUAUGAUUGAAAUGAUUUUUUUAAGACCCUUCUUUUAAUUAAUGAUCAGAAUUUAAUUUUGAUUUUGAGGAAAGAUGAUAACCAUACUUUUCCUUUGAAAUCAAGACUUGGUUGAACAAAAGUUCUCAGGAUUAACAAAUUAGAUGUAUUUAUUUUAGUGCUGGUUUAAAUAUUCUUUUAGUGUUCAUUAUCAGAAGAAUUGAAGGGCUUAAUGUUGCUUCAACUUUUUUUGAUCAUAGAUACCUGUUUCUUAAAAUCACUGUGAUAGUAUUUCCCCGCUCACUGAUAAAAAAUCGUUUUUUGUGCUGAUAAAGCCAUAGCUAUUUUGUACUGAUAAAAAGGCAAUUUAGUCUGCACUUUCUACUGGUUUACCGAGAUAAUAACCUCUUGAGAUGUCGGAAAAACACUUUUAAAAUUUAUAUAGAAAUCUUUGCGGCUCGUGAUUUGCGACUUUUCCCAUGUUCUCCCAACGUCCCUUGUCGUUUAUUACGGCGGUAAAUAUGGCUUGAUUAUGUAAUGAACUGGAUGCUGAAAGUGCAGUAAUUACAAUAUUUGCAGUUGAUUAGUAUUUGAUAAGAGAAUAUGUCUUUUCCAGCGAUUUGUUUUGGAACAAUUUGCGAGAUUUCCCAGAUUUAUUAAGUGAAAGUGCCGCUCCAAAAUUUAUUUUUUUCAUAGUUCUUGCCAAGUUAAGAACACGAACUGUUGACGAACGAGAACUGAGUUCCUCAUGACUCGAAUUAUACCCAAACAGAUGAGACCUACGAGGCAAGCGUUUAGAAUUCCUUUCCUUCACUUUGCUUUACUGUUCAUUCUACGAAAGAAGCAGUUCCCAUUUACCGUGGGUAUUUAUGUUCAGUUACAGACAACAGAAAACGCCAAAAUGUAGGUAGAAUAUCAGAAGGACAUUCACCCGCGGCUCGUAUGAUAAUUUUUUUUGUUUUUGCCAAAUUUAAAUGGCGUCUCGUAUUUGGUACCUUAAAGAAGACACGUAGCAAUAAAUUUGUGGAAAUAAGAUUAACUUCAUUUGCAGGUGUCCGCUUAACUGGCAGUUAGUAUGGAUAUAGUGAAUGAUAAUAUGUUUUUUUCCUAUUUUAGGCCAACCAAGGCUGGAAUCACUCCAGUGCAUCAGGCAGCAAGUGAAGGCCAUGUUAAAUGCCUGCAGGAGUUGAUCAAAUCUGGUGCGACGAUCAACGCUGUCGACGGAAACGGUCAUACUCCUAUGUCUUUAGCGCGUGUAUGGGGCCAGAGGGAAUGUGCACGCAUUUUAGCCAAUCAACAGUGGUAUUUGGACAAACAACAGUAUUUGAAAGAAAAACUUGAAAGGGAACAAAAAGCCAAACAGAUCGAGGAAGAAUUGCAAAGACUGAGCCUUAUCCACCUUGCAGAGGGUAAACAUGAGAGUCAGUUAGCGUAUCAGCGAUGGCUCACAGAGAAAGGGAUUCCUGACAUUGGAACCAUGUACGGACCUCUUUCCUCCGAGGAGAGGAAGACUGCAGAAGAAAUUCGAGCAACGCAGUCAUUACGUCCAACUCCUGCACCCGUGCUAACCGAGUCGUCAAUUGUUGUUAGAUCAAAAACGGAGUAUGACAAUUUUGAUGGCGCGCCAUUGUUUACUUCUAGCAGACCAACAGAUCACCAUGAUCACGACUUUGAUAGAAAGCUUGAAUUAAUUCCACUCGAGAGAAUCUCUGCUUCCAAGAGAAGGAAAGGUCAAAGAACGGAGGGUUUGCGGCCAAAUAGGUCUCGGACGGUUGUAAGAUAAAAACAAAUGUUUAGAUUUCCGCUAAUUUUUAAUGACUAGAGAGGGUGGGGAAAUCUUCCCAACGAGCCUCGUAAAGAUAUUUUUAGUCGCUUUUGCCUCGUCAACUCCCGAAAACCUAAGGGAUGGCUUUUCCAGGACGACAUUUCUGUUUGUUUUAGUAUGAAGGCGCAUGUCCACAAUUUUACGUAUCAAGAAUAGAAUUUUCAGGGGGAGGGGCGCCCCUACGCUCAUUCUCAAGCCCCGCCAGUUGAAAAUAGGCUCGGCCAUCCUUGAAUAUAAAAUAUGCUCUAUCCUUGCUUCAUGGUGAACGUUAAUUGAGAAAACUAUGACUAUCUGUUUUGAUACUGAAAAGAGACGGCACUUGAUUAUUAUUCUAACGAGUUGAAUGUUUCAGAGGAGAAAGCGCUUAAAUAAAUAAAAAAGCACUACAUUCACUAAACACCAAAAAGAAAUCAAAAAUAGUUCUGAAGCGGAGAAAAUUUAGUUGAAUUGAGAACGAGGACUGCCAACGUUUCUACGUGAGUUUUCAAGAGGCAUAAACCUAAAUAGUUAGACGUAGCAUCGGCUAAGCAAAUAGUGAUAUAAAUGGAGUUAAGAGUGAAGGGGAAAAAACACGAAAAAAUAGGAAAUGACGUGACUCGUUGACUACCCAGUGUAAAGGAGACCACACUUGAAUAUUUCUCUCCCUCUUGUGACAUGCAAUACGACCUGUAUUUCGCAAAUAAGAACUUUUUACAAGUUACAGCACAUCUGUUCUUGCCUCUUUGAUAUUCCACAUCCAGUUUGUUUACAAUUUAUUUUUUUAGGUGAGGCUGAAAUAACAACAAAUUGACCUUUGUCUUCAGCCGAUGAUGAAGAAUAAUUACGUCUGUCUGCCAGUUGUCUAGGAUCCAGAAUCCAUCAUCGUGCUGCUCACUUGUUGAAAGGUGCCAAUCAUUUAAAUAGGUUAAACAGUCCCCUCUGGAAUGUUUAGCGUCCUUAGGGUCCUUUGGGGCAUGGUAGACCCCAGUCAUCACUUUGGUAGAAAAACCUAACAUAGUGUGUACCUUUUAGCUGUUCUAGGCAGGAAUUUCGUAGUACGUAGAUUUCGUUUAUCAUUUAGUUCUCCCUGUAGUCAUCAUCGGAGAGACGCCUUUUGAUAUAACGUUUACGUACCUCUCGGCGGGAGGCUAUUUAGGGCAGUCAACGAAUACUGUCUCGCAGAAUUUUGCGGUGCGCAGAUUUCAUUUAUCAUUUUAGUUCCCCUUGUAGUCGUCAUUGGAGAGACGCCAUUCGAUAUAUCUUUGAAACGUUUUAAUGUGUAGAGUCACUAAGUUUUUUAUACAAUUUGUGUUGUACUCGUUGUUGACGAGCAUGCUUGGCGAUACUGCACACUACAACGUUUAAUGCGUUAAUUAUCAUCCAACUGCUUUCUUUUAUAAGCAUUCCUUCGAAGCAGCUCGCUCAAGUGCUUUUUUUUACAGUACAAAAUAACCAACUGUCGAAAUAACCGUACAAUAUCGCAGGAUAUUUGUACUCGAUUCACGGGUCGUUGGUGCAGAUAGAUGAUAACAUUUUGUAUCAGCCUCACGGUCUAGCAAUUGAAAGUGAAGCCUUUCACAACUUCGUUGACUAGGCCUCUUCGCCAAAGCACAAUAUCACCAGUAAAAUUGGGUUGCAAAGGACUAGUCAAAACUUUUUCCCCAGGGAAGAGGUGAAGGAUGUUGAAGGGGGGGGGUUUCAUGGUUUUGUGGGGGAAUGGAGGGGGGAUCAGUCGUCGCCAACAGGGUUUGAAGUGAAAAUUGACUGCCAACUAACUGCUGUCUAGGGGGGGGGAGUCAUAAGAAUAUUACAGAGCCUUAUGGGGGGAUCGAUAAAUUUUAUCGAGACAUUACCAAAAUUCUCUCACCCCCCCCCCCUCUUUUCCAUGUGAUAAAUAUUGAACUGUCUCUAAAUAAUCCUGGUGUUUACCGCAUCGGUCAACUUUAGCAUCUUCAAUCGGAUUUUUUAUUGAAAUUAUUUCAUCAUUUACCACUGAUCAUGAAGGAAAAACUUAAGUCGUGGACUCAAAGUCAUUGAUCAGAUACUGAUGAGAAUUACGAGACAGAGGUGCGACCGCAAAGGUCUGGUGUUACCGAGAAUAAAUACCAUCAGAUUAAAAAUAUUAACUACUUGUUUAGGCAAAUCUAUUUUUGAAAUGAACCGCAGGCGGUAUGAAAAGGAACUAGUAACUAAAAUCUAUCGAUUCGUAAUCACGUAAAUGAGCUUCCGCAGCAAGCUGCGUGUUCAUUUUGUGAAAAGCGGAAUGUUGACUGAAGCGCGUACGGAAAGUUUUUGAUUGCAAGUUCCAAAAAAAAAGAUUUUGAAAAUAUUGCCUGACUUUGAAACCUGCGCUGUUUUAAGUAUGUCGAUGCUGUUUCUUGUUUCCAUUUGUAUAAGCGUGCUGUCGGAAGGCGUAGUGCGUGCAAGUAAAUCAGAGGAAGACUUAAAGUUUUAUAACCUUGUGAAGGAAGGACAAUUCACCAUGAAAUGCGAGGAAAUGGUAAGCGAAUGCAGAAAGAAGACUGUCAUAUAAACAGUUGGGAACUAACGCAAUCUUUUUUGUAGAAAAUUGCAUAUUCAAUUCCACUUGUCUACCACUUCAAAUGUUCAAUUGUGGUUAUUGUUAUUUUUACUCUUACAAAGCCGGUUUGGAGCACUGGCGAACUCAUUCAAAUAUGAGACAAAUGUAUACAAUUUGUCUCUUUUUGGAUGAAUAUGCAGUUAAAUUCAUGAAAUGUAGGGCUGGAGAACAUUAUAAGCUAAUUUAAUUACUCACAUGUAUUGCUUUCCUAAAUCGAUGUAAAUUCUCAGGAGUCUUGAAGAAUUACGAGCUACGUUGCGAAUUUUAAUUUAAUUAUGAAUUUUUUUAAUUGGAUAUUUUCAAUGCGCGCCUUUUUUAUAUCAUUUACUAAAUAUUCUCGAAAAAUUUUGGUGAGAUUCGAAGUUUCAUACGUUGCUUAGGGUAAAUGCAUUCAAAUAAGGGUCACAGACUCCAAUUUUUUCGGUUCAAUUCCGUGCGAUUUGCGUCAACAGAGAGCCUUCAGUUGGGAGAGGAAAAAAAUUCCUGCUGUGAAGUGACAAGUCAAGUACAUUUUGUUAUUGAAAGUGAUUUGUGCUGGAGUCACGUACUUUGGUCUUGUUCAAAUUCCACGCGGGCGUUGAUAUGGUUCAAUAACGAUGAAAUACAAGGGAAACUCUCGAUAAAACGGCGACAAAUGAGUGAAAAUUAUCUGGAAAAGGAGAAUAAUAACAAUUGUUUACAAGAAGGAAUUAUGUGAACUAUUUUCUCUUUCCUCAGGAAUGACAAGAUCGAGAGCGAUUUCUUUCUUUUUUUUUUUGUUUUUGUUUUUUUUGUUUUUUUUUUAGAUCAUUUAACUGUUUUGGGGCAGAUAAACUCGUAAAUUGAAUUAUCAGUACUUUGAUCUGAUUGAAGUAGCACGUAUG
This is a messenger RNA of Pocillopora meandrina, 11518 nucleotides long. The record is from the annotation of a GenBank genome assembly. NCBI's taxonomy places the organism in Eukaryota, Metazoa, Cnidaria, Anthozoa, Scleractinia, Pocilloporidae.